Molecule: messenger RNA, 2972 nt
Organism: Micromonas pusilla CCMP1545
Lineage: Eukaryota; Viridiplantae; Chlorophyta; Mamiellophyceae; Mamiellales; Mamiellaceae
Exons: 8
Coding region: 1-2934 (977 amino acids)
Biological process (GO): mitochondrial translation; isoleucyl-tRNA aminoacylation
Cellular component (GO): mitochondrion
Molecular function (GO): isoleucine-tRNA ligase activity; ATP binding; aminoacyl-tRNA deacylase activity
Source: RefSeq, a predicted model, not a curated record
AUGCGCGCGAACAGCGUCACGAAGGAGCCCGCGAUACAGUCGUGGUGGGCGGAGAACGGCGUGUACGAGCAGAUCGCGAGCAGAGAGGGCGCGAACGGGGAGACGUUCACGCUGCACGACGGGCCGCCCUACGCAAACGGAGAUUUACACAUCGGACACGCGCUCAACAAAAUUCUGAAAGACUUCGUGUGCCGGUACGAGGCUCUGAAAGGGAAACGCGUCCGGUUCGUCCCCGGGUGGGACUGCCACGGCCUCCCGAUCGAGCUGAAAGUGCUGCAGAGCAUGGACAAGGAGAAGCGCGCGGAGCUGACGCCGAUCAAGCUGCGUAAAAAAGCGCGAAAUUUCGCUCUGAAAACCGUCGACGCGCAGCGCGAACAGGCGCGUUCUUUCAAGCGCUACGGCGUCUGGGCGGACUGGGAAGACCCGUACCUCACGCUCCUCCCCGAGUACGAGGGCGCGCAGAUGGAGGUGUUCGGACAGAUGUUCUUAAACGGCCACGUGUACCGAGGGAAGAAGCCCGUGCACUGGUCGCCGUCGUCGAUGACGGCGCUCGCGGAGGCGGAGCUGGAGUACCCCGAGGGGCACGUGUCCACGUCCGUGUACGUCGCGUUUCCGAUCAACGCAGACGACGAAGCCGCGAAUUUCCCGGCGGAGCACAGAGAGAAGCUGAAGAACGCGAGCCUCGCGGUGUGGACGACGACGCCGUGGACGAUGCCCGCGAACGCGGCGGUCGCCGUCAACGACAAGCUCUCGUAUUCCCUCUGCGAAGUCACCGGCGUCGCCGCGACGAAAGAAGACGCCCCCUCGAGCGACGCCGCCGCGAUGGUCGGCAAGACGCUCAUCGUCGCGACCGACCUCGUCUCCGACGUCGCGUCGCGGUGGGGCCUGACGCUCGCCGCCGUCGCCGACGUCGCGGGCGCGCAACUCGAGGGUUUAACGUACGCGCACCCGUUUUACCCCGCAGAUGGAGAGUACAUCACCACCGAGAGCGGCACGGGGCUCGUGCACACCGCGCCGGGGCACGGCCAGGAGGAUUACAUCACCGGCCUCAAGCACGGUCUGCCGCUGAUAUCCCCCGUGGACGACGCGGGGAAAUUCACGGAGGACGCCGGCGAUGAUUUGAACGGCCUCGCGGUGCUCGACGCCGGGAACGCCGCGUGCGUCGAGAAGCUUCGCGACGUCGGCGCGCUCAUCAUGACCGAGGCGUACGGACACAAGUACCCGUACGACUGGCGGACGAAGAAGCCGACCAUCUUCCGUGCCACGGAGCAGUGGUUCGCCUCAGUGGAGGGGUUUCGGGACGAAGCGCUGAAGGCGCUCGACGGCAUCGAGUUCAUCCCCGCGUCUGGCGCGAAGCGCAUGCGGCCGAUGGUGAGCGGCCGGAACGACUGGUGCAUCUCGCGGCAGCGCUCGUGGGGCGUCCCGAUCCCGUGCUUCUACGACGUCGAGACGAGGGAGCCGCUCAUGGACGAGCGCACGAUUAAACACGUCACGGAGAUUGUCCGGGAGAAGGGCACGGACGCGUGGUGGGAGAUGGACCUCGUCGACCUCCUCCCGGAGGAGUACAAAGACCGCGCGGACUCUCUCGUCCGCGGCACGGACACGAUGGACGUGUGGUUCGACAGCGGGAGCUCGUGGGCGGGCGUGUGCAAAGCGCGCGGGCUGAACUAUCCCGCGGACAUGUACCUCGAGGGGAGCGACCAGCACCGCGGGUGGUUCCAGAGCAGCCUGCUCACGGGCGUCGCCGCCGCGGGACAGGCGCCUUACAAGACGAUCCUCACGCACGGGUUCGUGCUGGACGAGAAAGGGUACAAGAUGUCCAAGUCGCUCGGGAACGUGAUCGACCCGCGGCUCGUCAUCGAGGGCGGGAAGAACCAGAAGCAAGACCCGGCGUUCGGCGCCGAUACCCUGCGGCUGUGGGUCGCGAGCACGGAUUACACCUCGGACGUGCUCAUCGGAAUGAACGUGUUGAAGCAAACCUCGGACGCGUACCGCAAGCUCCGAGGCACGCUGCGGUUUCUCAUGGGCAACAUCGGCGACUUCGCGCCGGAGAAAGACGGCGUAAAGUACGAAGACCUCCCGGCCUUUGAGCGCUACGCGCUUCGGCGCACCGCGGCGAUGGUGAACGAGAUGGAGCGACACUACCAGAAUUUCGCCUACUCGGGCGCGACGGCGACGCUUCAGGCGCGUUCUUCGUUCACGACGUUCCUCAGCAACGUGUACCUGGACGUCAGCAAGGACCGGCUGUACAUCGAGAGCCCAAACUCCCCCGAGCGCCGCGCGUGCCAGACCGUCGUCGCGCACGUCGUCGAGAGCCUCCUCGCGUGCUCCGUGUUUCUCGCCGGGUGGAAGACGCCGCCCGCGGAGUGGCACGACGGGAGCCACAACGGCGGGAUGUCCGACGCGGACUACGCGUUCUGGAACUCCAUUCUCGCGGUCCGCGGCGAGGUGAACCGCGCGCUGGAGAUCGCGCGCGGGGAAAAGAUCAUCGGCGCGUCGCUCGAGGCGUCCGCGGCGGUGUACGCGUCUGACGCGUCGUUCGCCGAGCGCCUCGCCGCUGCGACGGACGACCUGAAACGCGUCACGCUCGUCUCCGAGAUGACCGUCGUGGCCGACGAGGCGGAGAUUUCGAACGCGUGCGGCGGCGACGGCGUCGGCGCCGUCACCGAGCUCGACGUGACCGCUCUGGAGAGCGAUCGAUCGACGGCGGGCGCCGCGGAGGUCAUCAGAGGCGGCGCGGAGGGAUCCGGGCGGGUCGUCGUCGGCGUGCGGCGCGCGACGGGGACCAAGUGCGCGCGGUGUUGGGAGUACACGACGGACGCGGGGAGCGACGAGCGGCACCCGGAGCUGUGCGCGCGGUGCACGCCGAUCGUGAUCGCGAUCGAUCCGGAAUUGAGGGCGCCGGUGAAAGCGGCGGAGGGCGUGGCGGCGUGAUCGAAUAAUUAAUUUUUGACCAAACGCAUCCAUCAUCG